CGCGCGGGUGCCGGGGCACCCCGGGAGACCUUGGAACCCCUUGGCGCGCCGCAGGACGCGACGGCUGCAGUACAUCCGCCGCGUCGCUGGGGGCCAGCGCUGUCGGACCGAGGAGUCCGAGGUGGCGACUGAGUGAGAUACCCAGCUGUGCGGAGCUAGGACGCGGAACAUCCCGGAGGCCGGCUUCAACAUUGGUGGACUGGGAGGACUACUGGAAGACAGAAGGCCAGCAGGUGGAUUGGGUCGGCUGUUUUAUAGACCUGGUGGUUACAGGCCCCCUGUGAGGGGAGGUCCUGAGGAAGACAAAUUUGUAGCCAGAGCAGGCUGGGGCCAGAACUCCUAGGUUCUGUCCUAGCCUUAAGCAGCUCAUCCAUCACUCCCAGCCUCCCUCCAAUGUGGGGUAGACACCUGGAUCUAUCUGCCCUGCUCUAUAGGGGAUGGGUCUCUUCCAGGUCACCUGUGCCAUCAGGUGAGUGUGGGACAACGUGCAGCCCACCACUCCCCAGUUCCAGUAUGCAUGGUCCCCCUCGCACUCUGUCAGCCUUUCCCUGCCCCAACCCCACCCUCCCUCCUGGCACAGCCCAGCAUGGCUGUUAUCUACAGGAGGAGAGCCACUGUGGUCUGAAGAGAUGCCACUGCCUGGAGACUGGGGUCUUAACCUCCAGCCUGGCACUGAGCCACCUGCAACCUAGCAGCAGGUGACCUUGGCUCCCAGCCUGACUCAGCUAAACCUGGAUCCUGUGCAUAGGCAAGAGCUGACUCUGAGCCCUGGCCCAGCCAAGCUGACCCCUACACUAGACCCUACACACCGGAUGGAGCUGAUCCUGAGUACCAGCCCAGCUGAGCUGACUCUGGAUCCUGCGUGCCAGCCAAAGCUGCCCCUGGAUUCCACACGCCAACCAGAGAUGACCUUCAAUCCUGGCCCAACUGAGCUUACCAUGGAUCCUGAACACCAGCCAGAGGAGACACCAGCUCCUAGCCUGGCUGAGUUGACCCUGGAGCCUGUGCACCGCCGACCCGAGCUCUUGGACGCUUGUGCUGACCUCAUCAAUGAUCAGUGGCCCCGCAGCCGCGCCUCCCGCCUUCACUCCCUGGGCCAGUCCUCAGAUGCCUUCCCCCUCUGCCUGAUGCUGCUGAGCCCCCACCCCACAUCUGAAGCAGCACCCAUUGUGGUGGGCCAUGCCCGCCUGUCACUGGUGCUGAACCAGCCCCAGAGCCUCUUAGUGGAGACAGUGGUGGUGGCCCGGGCCCUGAGGGGCCGUGGCUUUGGCCGCUGCCUCAUGGAGGGCCUGGAGGUCUUUGCUCGGGCCCGGGGCUUCCGCAAGCUGCACCUCACCACCCAUGACCAGGUGCACUUCUAUACCCACCUGGGCUACCAGCUGGGCAAGCCUGUGCAGGGCCUGGUCUUCACCAGCAGACGGCUGCCUGCCACCCUGCUUAAUGCCUUCCCCACAGGCCCCUCUCCCCGGCCACCCUGGAAGGCCCCAAACCUGACUGCCCAAGCUGCCCCAAGGGGUCCCAAGGGACUUCCAUUGCCACCACCCCCUCCUCUACCUGAGUGCCUGACCACCUCACCCCCAGUUCCAUCAGGGCCCCCUUCAAAAAGCCUGCUGGAGACACAAUAUCAAAAUGUGAGGGGGCGCCCCAUAUUCUGGAUGGAAAAAGACAUCUGAGGCCAUCCAGGGCAAGGAACUGUCUUUCUGGGUCAAUAGACUGCCCUGGACAGUCUAUAAGCCUCAGCCCACUGACCAUACCUCAGCCCCCUAGCCCCUGGGGGGCAGCUUUAGCCUGGGCAUGUUUCCUGGGUACCAGUGGGGCCAGGAGGUGGCUCUGGCUCAGAGCCGUCAGUGUGGCUGAAUAAAGCCUCUGUUGGGU
Mandrillus leucophaeus (drill) is the source of this 1875-nucleotide messenger RNA. RefSeq names its product N-acetyltransferase 6 (GCN5-related) (gene NAA80). Bases 813 to 1673 code for a protein of 286 amino acids. Gene Ontology annotation, molecular function: acetyl-CoA binding; N-acetyltransferase activity. The record is from RefSeq and is a predicted model, not a curated record. Gene Ontology annotation, biological process: protein acetylation. Gene Ontology annotation, cellular component: cytoplasm. The transcript has 2 exons. NCBI's taxonomy places the organism in Eukaryota, Metazoa, Chordata, Mammalia, Primates, Cercopithecidae.